AUCAACCUCAGACGUUGGCAUCACCUCACUCGCAAGACUGUACUCGUUGAUACCGUUGAAUACAAUCCUGUCAUCUUAUCGACCUUGAUUCUGGGACACUGUGUCCGGCAAUACUCUUUCAUCUCCCCACAGGACGCCUCUUCCCCGCCCCUUGCUCCAGUCGAAACCAUGUCCAAAACAGUACAGAUUCAAUCGACCACCCAAUUUUCUAACCUCCUCUCCUCCUCCUCCAUUGUCGUCGCCGACUUUUAUGCCGACUGGUGUGGACCAUGCAAGCAGAUUGCCCCCAUCUACGAGCAACUCUCGGCUCAACUCUCCAAGCCAAACAAAAUCACCUUCGUCAAGAUUGACGUGGACCGACAACAAGACCUCGCUCGGUCGUAUAACAUCCGGGCCAUGCCCACGUUCAUCGUCUUCAAAAACGCGCGACAAGCCGAGUUUAUCGAAGGUGCCGAUCCUAAGAAGUUGUCCGCCGUGGUCAAGGAUCUUGCCAAUGAGGCGAAUCGGCUGAACAGCGAAGACGCCGACGGCGCAGGCCAGAGUGGUUCAAGUGGCGGCACCUGGCUUGGUGCAGAGUUGCCUCGGGGCUAUGUCGAUGUCACGAACCAAGUCGAUUUCCUGGGCUUGGAACUUUUGAAUUGGGACUCGGACCAUGGUUCUGCGCGGGGUCUGAUUAGUGGUGAUAAACCUAAAGGUCAUGAUGAUCCGAAAGAUUGGGUGGAAAGUGACACGGACGAGCAACUCAUGCUUUACAUUCCCUUCCAAUCCACAUUGAAGAUCCAGUCAAUACACCUCACGUCGCUAGCUCAAAACCCUGACGAUGAGGAGAAACCCAGCAGACCCAAGCAUGUCAAAAUCUACACCAACCGACCUCAUAUCCUUGGAUUCGAUGAAGCAGAAGAUGCACAGGCCGUCCAGGAAAUUACCCUGUCGGAAAAAGAUUGGGAUCCCAAGACCAAUACGGCAAAAUUGGACCUGCGAAUCGUCAAGUUCCAAAAUGUUUCGAGCCUGGUGCUGUUCAUUGUGGAGAGUGAAGGAGACAACGAAAAGGUGCGGAUCGAUCGGAUUAGAGUGAUUGGCGAGUCUGGCGAGAAGAGAGAUGGUAAAAUUGAGAAGAUUGCUUCAGACGAUUGAGGGCGACUAAGUGCAACGACACCAAAACUGGUUCAUGCAUCGUCCUCUAACCUGUCUGGCUCCGGCUGAAAUGAGAAUACGAGCAGAUGAUCAAUCGGCCAUGCUUCCGGCCUUGCAUUUCAUAUAGAUAUGGAUAGACGAAUGAAACAGAAACAAAUAUUUGAGGGUCCUAGUCCACCCUCUUCCUCUUCG
Messenger RNA from Exophiala mesophila, 1326 nucleotides. RefSeq names its product thioredoxin. The coding region runs from base 169 to 1134 and encodes 321 amino acids. The record is from RefSeq and is a predicted model, not a curated record. The transcript has 2 exons. NCBI's taxonomy places the organism in Eukaryota, Fungi, Ascomycota, Eurotiomycetes, Chaetothyriales, Herpotrichiellaceae.